Molecule: messenger RNA, 1944 nt
Organism: Adineta steineri
Lineage: Eukaryota; Metazoa; Rotifera; Eurotatoria; Adinetida; Adinetidae
Source: the annotation of a GenBank genome assembly
AUGAAUAAUAACGUGAAUUUUAACAAUAAUCCACCUGCUGCACUUAUGUCCUAUCCAUUUCCAAUACAUAAUACAUCUCAACAUCCAACAUUAAUGGAACAACCAUAUAGUAAUCAAACACUACCACCACAUUUUCAAGCACCUGCUGCCCAUUUUUAUAAUAUAAGACACACAAUGCAAACGGUUCGACCUGAAAAACGAAAGCAGGAAAUAUUAACAUGUGAUGCAUGUGGUAUCGAAGUUAAUUCUCAACAAAUGAUGGAUGCUCAUAUUCGAGGACAAAAACAUAUUAAAAAAUUAAAACUUAAAACAGUAUCAACACCAACUACACCUAACAAUCAAACAGCCGAUACUAUCGAUAUCGAACAAAAACCUUCCCUUCCAAUAGUACCAACGGCGGAUGUAGUACCUAAACCUGAACCGAUUUUAUCUGUAGCUACUAAUAUUAAACCACCAGCAUCUUCUAGUGAUAAGGGUACUUUACAAUUAUUGAAUGAAUUAGCAAAAUUUAAUAAGGUAGACGCUAAAUAUGAUUUAAUAAAAGAAGCUGGUCCAGCACAUUGUAAACAAUUUGAUGUUCAAUUAACUCUUGGUGGUGAAACAUAUCAAGGUACUGGAACAAGUAUUAAACGAGCACAACAAGUUGCUGCUGAACAAGCAUUAGCAUCAACAGCAUUAAAAAAACCUGAAUUAGCACAACGUGGAGUACCAUCAGCAAGAGCACCACGUAGAGGAGGAGUUGGUCAAGGAAUGUAUUCAAAUAUUCGUCAUCAAUAUCCAUCACCACAACCAGUACGACAAAAAUCAUAUCCGCCACCAAUACAACAACAACAACAAACAAUUUCAAAUAAUGAAAAUGCAUUUCAAAAUUUAAUAAACAAUAAAUAUACAGAAAUAAGUGAAAGUGAACAUACAAUACUGAUUUUACAACGUUUAAUUGAAGAUAUCGAACGAGCAUUAAAAACUGUAUCCGAUAAGAUUACUGAACAAUGUAAAAUAAAUAAUAUGCCUGUUGAACCAAAAUUGCCAGAUAAUGUGAAAUUAAAUAAUGUCGAACAACCUACUGAAGAUGCAACUGAAGCAUAUCGAAUGCUAAAAGGUGCAAUGAAAGUUUCGACAUUAGCUAUGCGUCUUUUUCUUAAAACUGAUGAACAAUAUUCCUUAGUACUUAUAUGUGCAAAUAAACCAACAUUAACAUUACUUAAUGAUAUUUGUCAAGAAUUAACUAUUGGAUUAAAUGCUCAAGCUAUUGCAGCUAUACAUUUAGAUUCAAAUAAUGGCGAACAAUCAAUUCCAACAACUUAUGAAAUUGAAACACAUGCCGAUGAUGCAUGUCUUACUAUUAAAUGUAGUCUUUUACCUAAACAUACUAUUCGAAUAAUGUUAACAUCACCGGUAUUUCGUAGUGAAAACUUUCUUAAUCUUGAUAAUACCACACGACAACAAGUAGCUGAAUUAAAUCCCGAUCCAAUUGAUAUGUUAAAUAAAAAUAAAUGUUUAGAAGCAGCAGCUGAAAUACGUCAUUCAAAUUGGUUUACUCAUUGUAUGCUUGAACAGAAUUCAAAUAUAAUUGUUCUUCGUAUUUUACGUGAUUUACAAUACAAUCAAACACCAUUAUCAUUUCUUAAUCUUUGGUGUCUUACUUUACUAGUUUAUAAAUGUCAAAAUCAACCACCAAAUUUAUUAACCAACCUUUUUCGUUCAGUAUUUGCUUGUUUAAGUAGUGGUAUACUUUUACCAAAUCAAAUUGGUCCUGGUAUAAUUGAUCCAUGUGAAAAAGAAUUAAUCGAUGCCGCUGCUUAUUUAACAAAUGAACAACGUUUAAGUAUAACAAAUUAUGCUCAACAUAUUAUUCGUUUAAUUGCUUUUGAAAAUUAUGAAAAAAUUUUUCAAUUUGGAUCAUAUCAAACGGAACAAUUAUCAAGUAAUACUAACAUGAAAUAA